Messenger RNA from Eruca vesicaria subsp. sativa (arugula), 884 nucleotides. NCBI's taxonomy places the organism in Eukaryota, Viridiplantae, Streptophyta, Magnoliopsida, Brassicales, Brassicaceae. The record is from the annotation of a GenBank genome assembly.
UUCUUCUCUUCUUAUUCUCCAUCUUCUCUACUGAGAUUUUUCCCUACAAAAACUCAUCCUUGAAUGCACGGUGGUGCAUGGAUGUGGAAUCAUAGCAAAAAUGAAGAACUGGAGGAUGAUGAUGAUUCUUGGGAAGUCAAAGCCUUCGAGCAAGACACUAAAGGCAACAUCAAUGGUACCACUUGGCCUCCAAGAUCUUACACUUGCAACUUCUGCCGCCGUGAGUUCCGUUCUGCUCAAGCCUUAGGCGGUCACAUGAAUGUCCACCGCCGCGACCGCGCCUCUAAGGCUCAUCAAGGUCCUGCCGCCGCAGUUGCGGCUAGAAGCGGUUGCGGAAGCGGAGGCGGGAGGACAACGUUUCUCAGUUCUUGUGUUCCACCGUCGACAACGCUUAUAAUUCAAUCCACGGCGAAUAACAGUGAAGGUUUGUCCCAUUUCAACCAAUUGCAAAACCCUAAUGGCAUGUUUUGUAAUUCUAGUGACAUGGUAAACUUUUAUGGUACUACACCGUUUCAUUCGAGCAACCUUGAGUUUUCCUUGUUGAAUUCGCCGGUAGAGGUUCCUCCUAUGCUUAUACAAUAUCCAACGGGAGAUGAUGAGAGCACUAGCUCGAUGAAAGAGAUGGAAAGAUCAUCAGUGAAUGAGCCUGAUCUUGAACUUCGACUAGGGCACAAGCCACCGUGACAAUUCAUAUUCGUGACACACUUCAGGUCUUUCAUAUCUAUAUCCAUUCAUACAGAGGUUGUUUACAUCUUAAAUUACAUUUGUUGUUAAAUUCUGAAUUCAAAAUUUGGUUAGUUGUGUAUCACAAUUAAAUCCAUACUAUUUCAUGCUUGGCUUCCCUGUUUUCACAUAUACAUGUGCCUAAGUUUAUACAAAGAGAG